GUUUCAAUCCCAAAUCCCACCGAUCGACUUGGCAAACCGACUUUAGUCUACGAACGCGUCUCGAACCGAGCGAAUGUCGCUCCGUUCCGCUGUUGAAUAGUAAGAUACAUGUGUGCGUGUUUGUGUAUCUGUGAGUGCGAUGAGAUUGCCGGUUUAAGAUUUGUGCGAUUUCAUUCCUUCUACCUGUGCCUCAGAAGUGCUCCUCUUCGUGUGUCUUUUAUUCGUUCUGAUAUCAAAUUUAUAUACACACCAAUACGAAACGUAUGUAUCUCGAAGAUACCGCGCGGAGCGACUGUAAUCACCAUCGAAUAGCUGUGUAUGCAAAGUAGCAGCAACGAAAGCAACGAACCCAGCGAACUCCGAGAACGAAUUGGAUAAUUUCUUUGCCAAACAACGCAGAAUUUGGCGGAUCUCCAGAGUUUGUACAAGCCAUUUCUACGAACGAGCGGUCAGGCGGCGCUGAAUACGAAAGUAUCUCGCAACCAGCAAGGCUCUUGCGCGCCGAAUUGUAUGCUUUGAGGCGCAAGGGUGCGGCCAAGGUCGUUGGUGGAGUGCAGCCACUCGAUGCCACACAACAACCACAUCAACAACAGACAACCAUGCAGCCCAGUCAACAACAACAACAGCUCGAACAACACAACAACCACAACGCACACACGAGCGACCCGAGUCGCCACUGCGCCCGCUGCACCACCGAACUGGGUCGCAUCACCAACCGUGGCGCCCCCUGUCGCGUCUGCAAGUUGCGCGUGUGCAAAGCCUGUCGCGAAUUCACAUCGCGCACCACGGACUGGGUGUGCGUGGUGUGCCACAAGCAAAUGGAGAUACAAUCGGCCAGCGGCGAGUGGCUGAAGGACGCCUAUGCCCUGGGAUCCUGCAGUGCCGUCGACCAUCUGACCACCAGCGACGUCUUGAGGAAGAGCAUCCGGCGUUCUUGGACCAUAUCGAAUCCCGAGGACGAUCCGAACAAUCCCAACUCACAACAGCCGGUGGCGGACAACCUAUAUCCGCAGCAGCAGCAUCUGAUUGAGGCACAGUCCGCUGGCAGCUACCCCACCCUGCACCAGCACCACCAGCAGCACCACCUGCCCCCGCAGCCGCGACCCACGCACGGCAUCAAUUACGGAAGUGGCACUGCCACGCCCACAACCAGCAGCAAGUGGCAGCUGGGACGGAGGGUCCUGCGUCAGUCGACGCUUCCGAGUAGCCUGAACAACGACCCGGCUCUCAGCGGCAGCGGUGGCAAUCUGGCCAACUACAAUUCAGUGAAUCUAACGGCGCCCACAUCGCCGCAUCAGCUGCAGAAGAGUCCGCUCUACCCGAGCGCCUACAACAGCGACGACGUCAUCCACAUGAACACCAUGCCGGGCAUGGGAGUGGGAGUUGGUGUGACGGUGGGUGACUGCGACAACUACGCGCAGCAGCAGCAGCAGCUGCCGCAGCAACAGCAACAGCAACCCCAACUGGAGGUCACACCCACGCAUCAUCGGCUCCAGGUGCGCCGCCAGUCCACGCUGCCAGCUCAACCAACUCCGGCUAUAUAUAUGUCCACUUCCCCGAACCGGCUGUACAGUCGCUCCCCGGAAAGAUCGCCGGGUGAGCAGCAGCGCUAUCCGCCCUUCAUGAGGCAGACCUCGUUCCCAGAACCGCCCAGCACUUAUCAUCGCACCAAGUUGCUGCCCAGCACGGGAGCACCUCCGCCGACAGUGGCGCCACCACCCCUGAAUUACGAAUCACAAGCGUCCAGCUUGGCCAGCGACGAGCAGGAUGUGGGACCCAUGCCCAAGCCGAGAAUGACGCGGCAGGCAACUCUACCAAAUCCCGAUCAGCAUGUCAAGCUACUGCCCACAUCUCCGCCAAAGCGACAGACUUCCCCGCAAUUUCGACGUUCUCCGGAAUUCAUGCGUCAGCAAACUCUGCCAAAUCCGGAAGCCUUUAGCAGUGGAAACACACUCACAGUGCACUCUACUCCUCCUGCAAAAUUCAUGCCCAUUUCGCCGAGGGCCAAACAGAAUUUCCUCUUCCCAAGUGUUCCGAAUCCCCGGCAAUUUCUCUCGCAGCCACAUGUGCCCGCCGUGGGUGGCACCGAGUUGGGAAGCGGAGGCAGUGUGGCCAGCACCGGCGGUGUCGGCGGUGGUGAGCACUAUUCCAGUAGUCAGAGUGUGAACAUCCAUCACUCCCGUGAUCCGCAUUCCAAGAUGAUCAAGGUGCGCAGCCACAGCAACGAGGAGUACUCGAAUACCAAGGGACACCCGGAGAACCGAAGAUUGCUGCCGGAGAUCCCAACGGCUGUGCAGCGGCCCGGUGGUCGAUCACCCAGUCGCCUGGUGCGCCAGGAUUGCCUGAAGGAGGAAAGAACUUUCGGGGAGGCCAAGCAGCAGUUCCAUCAGUUUCCCGAUGUCACUGAGGAGCUGGAUAAUCGUCCGGAGUACGUGGAUUACUUUGGUGACAGUGCCACCAGUUUCUUGGAGUCCGACGAGGUGCAGUACGAGCGAAACUAUAAUGCCGGAUUCAGCAGUGAGCCGCGCAUCAUCUACAACAAUGGAUCGGAUGAUGGAAGCUACCAGAACUCGUCCCAGAGACCGAUUUACAGUGCCGAGAAUGUCCUGGCUGAUUCGGGUUACGGGGGAGGAGCGGGCGUGGGACUGGGCGCCAGUGGCGGUUCAGGUGGAGUGCCCGGCUAUUAUCCCGACAUGGGAACUCCGCAGGGCUUCUAUGGCGGAGCUGCUUUACCCCGUACUCCUCUAAUGCACAAUCGCCUGCGGCGGCGGCAAUCCAGGGAACUGCAGAUGCAGCAGGAGGAACUGGCCCAGCUCUCACAGGUCUCGGAUGCGAAUGGCAAAGGUUCUGGCAGUGAAGGCGCCUCCAGCAGUGGAGGUGCCACCGAUAGCCAUGCUACCGAGAGACGAAAGCCUGAGCAGAUGCGCUCUGUUUCAGAGGACUCUGGAGCGAAGACCACACCCAAGCCCGUCACACGGCGAUCCUUCUCGCAUCCCGAAAAGGACACUCAGCCCACAAAGAAAGCGGAGGUAUCGAAAAUACCCAGCCCUCGUCCUCUGGCCGACAUCCUGGAUAAAACGCGGGGCAACUCGAAGAUUCCGCAGGCGAGGCGCCGCAAUAGCCGCACUGGGAUCGGCGAGGCUGAGGAGGGUAGCACGCCCCAGCACAUUUACUCCUUCCAUCAACAGCUUAUGCAUAGAAACUCUGAUUUAGCCAUGCGCCUGAAAAAAACAGAAAUUCCUGUCGCCUCAGUAGCAUCCACAGGGCAGGACGAGGAGAAGCCCCCAGGGGAAUCCGGGCAAGGAUCCGGAGCGGAGCAGCCGCUCAAUGGCAAGUCCCUCGAGUCCUCGGCCAACAAGGAGGGCGGCGAUCCGCACAGCUCGGCGGAAGCCACCCACACCAGCACUUUGGGCGAGCAGGAGCUGCAGAAUGCAGUGGAGGCCGCGGCGGUUGUCUUCAAGAAGGUCGUGCUGCAACGUCGCAAGGAGAAGGAGAAGGCCGCCGAAGAAGGCAAUGGGCAGCAGCUGUCCGUGGUUUCCGUUGAUAUCGGUGGACUUGGAGGUGGGGGCGAUGCCAUGGAAACCUCGUCGUCAUCGGAGCUGGACUUCAGGUGUUCCACUCAACACGGACGCCAGCAGCAGCAGUCGCAAUACAGCGUUGAAGCGGACGAGUUCAAGCUCGUCUUUCUCAACUCGGAUUCAUCAUCGUCCUGCCACGGCGAAGAGGAGGAGGAGGAGGACGGGGAAGACGGGGAGGACGGAGAGGAGGAUGACACGGACUCGUCCUGCUCCACGCACCACUGUCACAGCAUUGUGAGCAAUGUGGAGGACUGCGAUUGGGAUUACUUUGAGCCCUCCAUGAUCUCCACGACCACGACCACGACCACUACCAUGAUUGCCUAUACCACGGCCCGAGCCACGCCCACUCCACCGCCGCGAGUGAGGCGUCAGUCGAGCGAUAGCGAUUCUCCCCAGGUGCAAAGACGAGCCCAGCAGCCCAGGAGCAGCUAUUGUCCCAGGAUCAGGGAGAGUGACACCGGCACCGAUGAGGAGUUUGUGCUGCACACCGAAAGCAGUUCGCAGACCAGCUCCGAUCAAACACCACCACCCGUGCCACCACCCCCACAUCCGCUCAGCAUGAAGACCCGGAUUAAGACGCGAUUCCUGAAGAAUCACCACCACCAUAGCCACAACCGAUGCAGCUGCAAUCCCGGCCAGCAGCAGCAGCAGCAGCAACCGCAGUACGUGCCCAUUCCCGUGCCGGUGCCCAUACCAGUGCCCAUGGCUGCCUAUCCCAACUGGCCAGAGGUGUCGCCCAAUCCACUCCUGGAACAGGACGAGCAGCUGGCCGCCAGUCUGCAGCAACUGUGGAAGGCGGCCGGUCACCAACAGCAAUUUGCCGCCAUAGUUGCCGCCUAUUCGCAGCAGUUUGCGGCGGCCAGUGGCAACAUGUUCGAUGCAACGCCGCCGGUGACCAGCAAGAGCUACCAACAACUGCCCACCACUCCGCCGCCAAUGCCGCAGCGCUUGCGCGGACUGGGUGGCUUCAAGUCCUCGGCACCGGAGCUGAGUGCCUCGCUGGGAUCACUGAUGACGCAGUCCCUCUGCUCCACCAUAUCCUCCUCCUCGUCCUCGAGCACCUCGGGCUAUGGAACGGCGGGCCGGAGCCUGGAAACGCUGGCCAGUCCAAUGCGAGCUGCCAACUCGCUGCAGCAGCAGCAGCACCAGCAGCAGCAGCAGCAAUACCCAGAGCAACAUCAACAAAUGGCCAGCAGUGCUUUCAAGCCAAAGCCAACAAGUUUAGUAGCCUCGCGUUCGCCGACGGGUGAGCAACCAGAAACGAGCAACGCGCGUCGCGGCAGCAGCAGCAGCAGCAACAGCGAGAGCGACGACGGCGCCACUAACAGCAACAACGCAACGCCCACAACGGGCAGAUUGUGUAAUGUUUAUGAUAAAACCGGCACAGUGCCAGUGCCAGUGCCUCAGUGCGUUCAGGCACAUGUUGCCAGUGUAGAUAAGAGCGCCGCGACAGCAGCAAUAUCAACAAAAGAAGCGGCAGCAGCAACAGCAACAGCGACAUCCACAAAGGGAGCCGCUCUGAGAGUGGCCAGCAAAUACCAGAGCCGAAAUCUAUGCGAAACCCAGCCAGGGGCAACAACACAAACCUACCUGGCCAGUAAAAACAGCCACGAAGAAGUGGAAGCAGCAGACGAAACGAAUAUACAUAAAAAUCAAGUACCACCACCAGCAACAACAGCAACAGCAACAACAGCAAGAGCACAAAUACAAACAGCAACUAGAGCUGCGGCUCCUGCGAUAAUAACUCGUUUCGGCGGACUUGCAGUCGAAAAUGCUGUUGGAAAUGUGGCUGAAAGUGCCAGUGCCAGUCCCAUUCCCAUUCCCAUUCCCAAGCCCAAACCCAGAGCCCAGCACCCAGAGCAGAUAGAUCAGCAGCGCGCGACGGCGGAGACUGCCAAGAAUUUGUCCUCCAAUCGACUUAUAGAGAACAACAUCAAGAUGUCCGAUGAGGCAUCACCAUCGACAGCGGCGCAUCUGCAGAGCGAGAGCUACGCGGCCAGCAGUCCCGACGAGGCCAGCAGCACCAGCAGUCAGGAUGCGGAUCAGGACAGGGAUCGCGAGGUGGCGGAGCAGGAGCAGGCGGAGCACAAGCCCCGUAGGACCACGCAAAGAAGCUACAAUGUUGCGGGAGUGAUGGAGGAGCAGCAGCUGGGAGCGGUGGAGGCAGUGGAGCAGCGCCACCACAGCACCACCAGCGAUUCCAGCUCCAGCAGCAGCUCAAACUCCAGCUCCAGCUCGGAGUCUUGUGACUCGGAUGAUACGGGAACGGUGCGCGAUCGCAGGCCCAAGAGGAGGAGGUUCAACAAGGUGUUCGUCGUGAAUCGACAGCCCGGUGGCCGGGUGAGACGCAGUUCCUCCACCGAGGGGGAUUCACUGUCUUCCUCGGAGGCCAAUUUGGAGGACUCCUCCGACAAUGAUACAGACACCGAGCGCACGGAUUGUGGCAUUGUGCUUAACUACGUGAAACCGCUAGAGGAGGAGCCCAAGAAGGCGGAGGAGGCGCCGCCAGCUGCACGUGAUUGCCAAUCAAGUGACGAAGACAACAUCAACGAUGAUGAUGAUGAUGAAAGUGAACGCCGUGUUGCCAACUCAAGCGAUGAGCUGGCCAACUGCAUUGUAGUGGUGGGCGGGCAGACGGACGACGCCGCCGCCGGCGUGGUGCUGCACCACAUGCGAUCGCUGCCAGACGUCGAGUUCGACGGGGAGCAAUCAGAGCGCCGCCAAGCGCAGGCGAUAGACGCCAGCGAUGCCCUGGCCGCCUGCGAUGAGCUGCACAGCAUCUCGAACGAUGUCAAUCGCUUGCUGGCGCUGCACAAGCAGAACUCCCAGCUGGAGCUCAAGCUCCAACGCCUGCGCCAGGGAGUGGCCGAAAUCAAUGAGGAUCUGCAGCUGUCCACCACGAGCACGGGUACGGGCACGGGCACGGACACGGGCACUGAUGUGGCUGCCACCCACUGUACAGCGCAGCCAGGUAGCGCCGGGAAACCCGACGAAUGCAGCAGCCCUUCUUCUCGGAAAAGCCCCUCGACCGUGCUAAAUUCUAAUGACGUUGGCCCGGCGCGGCUCACCUGCUUGCGGCAGGUAGAGGCAACCAGCGCCGAUGGCAAACUGCUGGAUGAGCGGAAUGGCCGAACAGCUGAGCAAACCGAGGAGAGGGUCGUCACAUGCAGCCAAGCAUGCAAAAUAAGCGACAACAGUGACUACUCGCUGGAUUCACUCUCGGCAACUUCGGCGAGUUUGUUGGCACCUGAGCGGCAGCAGUCGCUCCAGCAGGUAGAAGAGAGCGCUCGCUUACCUGGCGCCGCUCGCGAGCAGCGAUAUCGCCGCGGAGCGAAUUGGGAGUCGGCGGAGUCGCCAGUCGAAAAUGAAAUGUUAAACGUUGCGGUCGCUUCACGUGCUGCGCUCCUCGGCGGCAAUAACAACAACAGAAACGAUAAUAGCAAUAACGAAAACACUAACAACAACGACAGCGCCAGCGAACUUGGCCAUAAUAAUAAUGACGCUUUCGCAGCACAAAAGACGAGAAAUAGCGGCUCGAGUGUUGUUGUCGGCCGCGGUAUUAGUGACGUAGUGAGUGUGAAUUCAAAUGUGAGCGGUGAAAACGAGUGUGACUUCGACAAAAUAUUUGGUAGUCAUCAGCAAAACACUCCAAGUGCAGCAGCAGCAGCAGCAGUUGCAACAGCAGCGGCAGCAGCGACAUCUGACACACCUGCAACAACGCCCAGGGAACUGGCUUCGCCCAAAAAUUCACUUUCAGCCAAGUAUCGCAGUUUGGUCAUGAUCACCAAAGACAAUGAAAGUGCAGCUGGCGAUUACGAAAUGGCAAACAGCAGCAGCAGCAGCAACAACAGCAGCAACAAAGGCCCGAACAGCAGCAACAACAGCCACACUUUUGGCCAGAACUUUGCGGGUGACUCAUUUCGCGCCAUGGAGCCAACGGAACUCGUGAGCAGCGAUCGCGAAGCGUACAGUGUGGACUCGCUAAACGAACCGCCGCCUGCUGUGCCGGAACCCAGUGUGGAGGACGGCCUGGCGGAUGACGACUCCUGGGUGGAGGAACUGAGUCAGCGAGGCGAGGAUGAGGACGAGGAGCUGAGCAACGCCACCACCACACCCACGGCCACAGACUCCGAGGAUGCGGAGGGAGAAAGUGAGGGAGCCCGGCGACAUGGCUAUAUGGAUCGGGAGGAGGAGCUGAGGGGAUACAAUAGGUCCGCCAUUGACUUCACCCUGCACACCAUCGUCGAGGAGAGCUGCGAGGAGAGCGAGGUGGCCUCCAUGCGGGCGGACAACGAAGACGCCGAGCUGGAGGAUGAGGAUAUAGCCGAACGGAGGAGGCAGCGCACCUUGCAGCACCACCACCGACUAAGUGCCUCUGAACUGGAGAAGUACUUCUUCUUUGGCCUGGGAGAUGGUCGAGUAAUGAGUUCCAUUGAUACACGCGGAGAUGACACUGCAUCCGAAGUGAGUUCCGAGUGCUCCGAGAGUCUUGACUCCCUGCCACAUGAGGAUCAGCUGUUGGAUACCAGUGGAGCUUCCGAUCUGGCCUCUUCCCGGCUGGAAAAGUACUUCCUCUCCGGCUUCAUGGGAUUCAGUGGUGCAGAAAAGCAGGCGGAGAGCGAUGAGAGCGGCGGUAGUGUAGGCAGCGACAGUGAAGGGCAACCGAGUCCCAGUCAGCGGAGAAAGCGGCUGGUUAGAGCCAGGGGAACACCUAGAAGUCACAACUCAUCGUUGGAUAAUUUGCUCCUGCCAGAAUCAGACACCCUGGAUGCCACAGUUACAUCUGCGGGAGCAGCAGCUGCAGCCACUGUGGAGGACACCUCGGAAUCGGAGGCGGGCUGCGACGACACUGUGAUCCAUUUGGCCAAUGCCGGAGCUUCGGACGGUUCCUCCUCGGACACCAUUAAGCGCAAGAAGCAACUGCGCAAGCGUCACGACUCUCUGGACGAAAAGAAGCUACACGAUCUGGAGCCUUCCGAGUGCCGGACACCCACUCCGGGCAGCAGUGGUCAAGUGCAGAUGCAGUCGCAGGCGAAAAAGCAACAACAGCAGCACCACCACAGCCGGGACAGUGGUUUUGUGGGCAGCAACGAUGAUCUCCUGAAGGCGGCGCCAGAUUGUGAGCCACCCAAGAGCCCCACGCCAGCUCUGGAGCAAAUCAGUGAGGAUCGGGAGCCGGUCCACAGCCAGAUUAGUCUGGCCAAGAUGGAUCAGCCCAGCACUUCAGCAGCUGCAGCGCUAGCCAGCACAUUUUCCAGCCAACUGAAAAAUCUUGCCCUGCCCAAUCUGGUGCGAAAAGAUAGCUUCAACAACUGGAGCUCCGACGAGGAGACCAACCUGAUGAUGAGCAAGAUGCGGCAGUUCUUUAAGAACCUUAUCGUGGCCACCGCCAAUGCACAGCAGAGCAAGCCCACCACGCCCAAUCAAGGGGCGAGCACCAGUAAUGCCAGCACCACACCCAGUUCCCAGCGCAGAUUGGCCAAAUCCCGCCCAGCGCAGUUGGCCUACUUCGAGAACGAGCUGACCCGACUGAUGAAGACCGUGCCGGGCAUCAAUGAUGAGCAGGUGCGCGAAAUAGUGGAGUACCUGAGCAGUGAGGAUACGUGGUCUGAUUCCUACGAUUCCUCGGACUACACGAGCUCCGACCUGGAGGGCGGUGAACGGAAGGGCCAACUAAAGGCCCAGAUCUCCGCCAGCUGUCAGCAGAUCAUCAACAAGUUUGAGAUUGACGAGGAGGGUGAUCGUGGCGAUGGUGGACUGCUGGACGAGAGCCAAAGUGUGCCCAUGGAGGCCUUGGUGUAUCAGAAAUUGGUGGCUUCCUUUAGCAAAGUGGCAGCGGGUGGAGAACCUGAAACAGAAGCCACCAAAGCGGUGGAGGAAACAGAACCGUCCACGGAAAGAUCUCCGCAACUGUUUGCCAAGGUGAUGCAGCAUAUUGGUACCAGACUGGUAGCUCUGAUGCACGAAGUGAGCAGUGGCAAUGAAACACCCACUCCAUCGCCACAAGGACAGCGGCACCAUCGAAGACUGCAGGCCAAGAUCUCGGCCACCACGACGGAGGAUGAGGAAGAUGAGGUGGAGGAGCAACUGAGAGCCAUGCCCAUCAAGCAGCUGAAGCUGCGAAGCAGGUCCCAUGAUCUCCUGCUGGACGGCACCGCGCCGCACGCGCACCACCUGCACCACCAGGCCACCGUGCAUUACCCGGCCGGCGGAGUGGGAUCGGGAGCAGGAGGAUCCGGCGGACCCGGGCACUCGGACAACGCUGGGGAGGAGUGCGGCGUGGCCAGCGACUACGAGCGCUUCUCGUGGCGCGGCAGUUUUGAGUCGGCAUUACUGGCUAAUGGCGACAGCAGAACGAGGCUCAGCCAGCUGAGCCAACUGGACAGGGAUAACUCGUCGUCUGCGUCCGCUUUGGCUGUGGCAAAGCGCCGAUCGGCAGGCGACCUUCUCUUCAGCCAGCACCAGCAGAGCCUGAGCCGCGAGCAAUUGGACCGCGUUCGAUCCUGCGGCAGCAUUGGAGGCGGCGAUGCCCAUCACCACCAGUUGGAGUCCUCGCCGGCCAAGCCGUGGCUCUCCUCCGCGGGAUCUUCGAUUGGCGGUGAUUCUACAAAGGAUGUGCGGCGUUCCAGUGUACCGGAUGCCAUUUACGAGACGGACUCCAGCGAUGAGGCAGCCUCGCAUCAGUUUGGCGGCGCCAGAUCCACGUUGCCGCGCAGUCUGAAUCCCAACCAGGUGGUGGCCAGCACGAAUUCACUACCCCGCUUACCCACCACCGGUGUUGGUGCGCCCAUAACCAGCACACCCAAGACAAAGUCUCAGAGCGCCCUCAACCACACGCCCUCCAAUUUGUCCACCGUUUCGGCCACUGGCAGUGCCAAGAGUGCGCGGUAUCGCUCGCCGGGAUUGGCGGCACGAGCAGCGGCCGUCAGUGGGGCAGGAGGUGGCUCAAGUGCUGGUGGUGGUGGUGCUGUUGGUGUGGGGGCCAGCAGUGGUUCCACGGGCAAAAAACUAGGCGCGGGCUUCCAGUUCCUCUACUCCAAACGCGAUGCGCGCAAACGUCUCAACAUGUCAGCUGAGGAAGCCAAAGUGGCCGCCGAGGAACUGUCACGAUCGCCGGUAAUUGGACAACGGCAGGCAGAUGGAUCGGGCAGUCCCAUCCAGUCGCGUGCCUCCAGCGAAACGUGGCCCACUCAGUCGGAUGAGGACAUCGAUCGGCUGGUGGCCAUGCAUCAGAACCGCAGCAGUCUCAGCUCGCUGGGGGUUCGAUCGGAAUCAAUGGCCAGCGUUUACUCGGGCGCCGGAGAAGGUCGCUAUGGCACCGUGGUGGUCAAGGGCCAAGUGGAGUUCGCCAUGCAGUACAACUACAAGCUGAGUGCUUUGGAAAUCCACGUGGUGCGCUGCAAGGACUUGGCUGCCGUGGAUGCCAAACGCAAUCGCAGCGAUCCCUAUGUGAAGGUCUAUCUACUGCCCGACAAAUCGAAGGCUGGCAAGCGCAAAACCAAAGUCAAGAAGCACACGCUGAAUCCCAUCUUCGACGAGACGAUGCGCUUCCACACACCCAUUUCCAGCUUGGAGUCACGAACAUUGUGGCUCACCGUCUGGCACUCGGAUAUGUUUGGGCGUAAUGACUUCCUGGGCGAAGUCAGUGUCAAUUUGCAGGGACGCCUCUUCGACAAUCCCCAGUCGCAGUGGUACCUCCUCCAAGAACGCAGCGAACCCUUCGACGAGGUGGCUACCUACCGGGGCGACAUAGUAGUGGGCCUGAAGUACAUUCCCCCAGAGAACAUCAAAUCCUCGUUCUUCUCGCGCGGCUCCUCUAUAACAGGCAGCUCCUCCAAUUUGCGCAAGUUUGGAGGCAGCAUCAAGUCGGUGGCCUCCAAAUCAGAGCGCACUUCAAAGGGCGGCCAGCUGCAUGUGCUGGUCAAGGAGGCCAAGCACCUGAGUCCCAUCAAGGCAAACGGCACCUGCGACGCCUUCUGCAAGAGUUAUUUGUUGCCCGAUCGGACGAGGAGCUCCAAGCAAAAGACGCCGGUAGUGAAGCGCACCUUGCAUCCCAGCUGGAACUACACAUUUGUUUACGAGGAUGUUUCCCUGGAGGAAUUGUCGGAACGCGCCUUGGAGCUAACCGUCUGGGAUCACGAUCGCCUGGCCAGCAAUGAGUUUGUUGGCGGCAUUCGCUUCUCGUUGGGAACCGGUCGCAGUUAUGGUAGACAGGUGGAAUGGAUGGAUGCCACUGGAAAGGAGCUCUCCCUGUGGCAAAACAUGUUGGAUCGGCCGAACUUCUGGGUGGAGGGCAGCUUGGUGCUGCGUUCCAGUUUGGAUGGCAUUCGGGCCAAUUUGCCAUAGGCCAAAGUAGUUUAGGACCAGGACAAACCACAAAAUCGCAGUUAGAAUUGCCAAUGGCAUCCUGCAUUGCAUUGUAUUGUAUUAAUUAUGCGAUAAUUAUCAAUUAACGAUCACGUCGACUCUGAGAAGCAUUACUAGCGGAAUAAGAAAACAAACGAUUGCAACCUUCACAAUUUAGUGUUAAGAGUGUGGAAUGAUGAAUACUGUAUUUCUGAAUACUCGAAUACGUCGGAAAAUGACGCGAUGACGCAAUGACGCUGCAAGUACCGCAGAAACGGAAAAGCAAAAAACAAAGUAAUCAAGGCAAGAGAAACUAAGCAAAAACCUUAUCAAGCUUAUGGCACUAAUUGUAAGCGCAAUUCUCAGCUAUUCGAUGAAGAUAAAAGUUAAAAAACUAUAAAGCGAAACGAUGCGGUCUCAAGGUUGGACCGUCUAUAUAGUAAGACAGUUUGUAUGUGUGUGUUUUUUCCACCUCUCCCCUCUGAGAGGCAAUCGCAAUUGGCAUACUAUAUGCGCUAAACUACGAUAAAACUACAGAUAAACACUACAGUUAAACCCUAGUUAAAUCGAGGCAUAAGCUUACUAUGUAUAACUAUCCAUAAUACCCGAAAAAUACAAAUAACAUUUUUGUAAAUUCAACAUUUUUGGUUUGUUUCCAUUCUUUCGUUUCGUAGACCUUAAGCGAGCUGCAUUCUAAGCUAUAUGCAUAUAUCUAUCCUGACUUCAUACAUAUCGUGAACAUUGUGCAAAUCCAGCUAAGCUUCAUGCCACUAACUACCUGCAAAAGGUAUAGACCCACCAUAGCAAUCAAUGAAUCAAUCAAUUCCCAUAGCAGCCAAAUAUUUCACCACCCUCCAAAUCUGAUUUUUGUGGACUUAUAUAGGCAUAUACAUAUAUGAAUAGC
This is a messenger RNA of Drosophila erecta, 12828 nucleotides long. RefSeq names its product synaptotagmin-like protein 4 (gene btsz). The transcript is spliced from 14 exons. The record is from RefSeq and is a predicted model, not a curated record. The coding region runs from base 600 to 11924 and encodes 3774 amino acids. Gene Ontology annotation, biological process: exocytosis. Gene Ontology annotation, cellular component: plasma membrane; exocytic vesicle. Lineage: Eukaryota; Metazoa; Arthropoda; Insecta; Diptera; Drosophilidae. Gene Ontology annotation, molecular function: neurexin family protein binding.